GCACACAGCCAUCCAUCCUUCCCCUUCCCUCUCUCCCCCGUCCUUCUCUUUCUCUCUUCCAGGCCCGGUCUCGGCCGGAGGGGCCCCGGCAGCCAACAUGAGUUCGUACAGCUACGAGCCGUACUACUCCACCUCGUACAAGCGGCGCUAUGUGGAGACGCCCCGGGUGCACAUCUCUAGCGUGCGCAGCGGCUACAGCACCGCGCGCUCCGCUUACUCCAGCUACUCAGCACCCGUUUCCUCCUCGCUGUCCGUGCGCCGCAGCUACUCGUCCAGCUCCGGCUCCUUGAUGCCCAGCCUGGAGAACCUCGACCUGAGCCAGGUAGCCGCCAUCAGCAACGACCUCAAGUCGAUCCGCACGCAGGAGAAGGCUCAGCUGCAGGACCUGAACGACCGCUUCGCUAGCUUCAUCGAGCGCGUGCAUGAGCUGGAGCAGCAGAACAAGGUGCUGGAAGCCGAGCUGCUGGUGCUGCGCCAGAAGCACUCUGAGCCAUCCCGCUUCCGGGCCCUGUACGAACAGGAGAUCCGGGACCUGCGCCUGGCUGCCGAAGACGCCACCAACGAGAAGCAGGCGCUCCAGGGCGAGCGCGAAGGGCUGGAGGAGACGCUGCGCAACCUGCAAGCGCGCUAUGAAGAGGAGGUGCUGAGCCGCGAGGAUGCCGAGGGCCGGCUGAUGGAGGCGCGCAAGGGCGCAGACGAGGCGGCACUGGCUCGCGCCGAGCUGGAAAAGCGCAUCGACAGCCUAAUGGACGAAAUCGCUUUUCUAAAGAAAGUGCAUGAAGAGGAGAUCGCCGAGCUGCAGGCUCAGAUCCAGUAUGCGCAGAUCUCCGUGGAGAUGGACGUGUCCUCCAAGCCCGACCUCUCCGCCGCCCUCAAGGACAUCCGCGCCCAGUAUGAGAAGCUGGCAGCCAAGAAUAUGCAGAACGCCGAAGAAUGGUUCAAGAGCCGCUUCACCGUGCUGACCGAGAGCGCCGCCAAGAACACCGACGCUGUGCGCGCCGCCAAGGACGAGGUGUCUGAGAGCCGCCGCCUGCUCAAGGCCAAGACGCUGGAGAUCGAAGCAUGCCGGGGCAUGAAUGAGGCUCUGGAGAAGCAGCUGCAGGAGCUGGAAGACAAGCAGAACGCUGACAUCAGUGCUAUGCAGGACACGAUCAACAAACUAGAAAAUGAACUGAGAACCACGAAGAGCGAAAUGGCAAGAUACCUGAAGGAAUACCAAGACCUCCUCAACGUGAAGAUGGCUUUGGAUAUUGAGAUUGCAGCUUACAGGAAACUCCUGGAAGGUGAGGAGACCCGACUCAGUUUCACCAGCGUGGGCAGCAUAACCAGUGGCUACUCCCAGAGCUCCCAGGUCUUCGGCCGAUCUGCCUACGGCGGCUUACAGACCAGCUCCUACUUGCUGUCUGCCCGCUCCUUCCCAACCUACUACACCAGCCACGUGCAGGAAGAGCAGAUUGAGGUGGAGGAGACGAUCGAGGCUGCCAAAGCAGAGGAAGCCAAGGACGAGCCCCCCUCGGAAGGAGAGGCCGAGGAGGAGGAGAAGGAGAAGGAAGAAGGAGAGGAAGAGGAGGGAGCCGAGGAAGAGGAAGCUGCCAAGGAAGAAUCUGAAGAUGCAAAGGAGGAAGAGGAGGAAGGAGGUGAAGGUGAGGAAGGAGAAGAAGCCAAAGAAGCUGAAGAGGAUGAAAAGAAAGAGGAAGGUGCUGGAGAAGAACAAGCAACCAAGAAGAAAGAUUGAGCCCCACGUCCCCUUGACUAUCCCAGCAAGAAUUCUCCCAGAAUCAGGUCAACCUCAUCAUCAACCAACCAGUUGAGUUCCAGAUCUUCUAUGAAUUAAGAAGUCAAUAUAUGUAUAAUUCUGAGAUGAGUUAGGUUGGACAUUCAAUGUUGUGCUAUGAAUUUGCUCCUUAAUGCAGAGUAUCUGUUUGCUUGCAAGAGUGGCUUUCUGGCUUGCUGCCAGCCUGUGCAUGGUCCAUGCUUAUGAGUUCAGGAUCUAUGGCAAUGUGAACCAUUCAGAUGUUUACAAUAAAAACACAACACGAAUCAAUGAACUAUUUAUGUUAAUGUUAACCUUAAUGGAAAAAUACUCGUUUGAACCUUUGGUGGCUAGAAAUUAAAGACCUUGAGUUAUGUGCAAUAAACAGUAAAUAAAGUUACACUGAAUGACAUAUUUCUUGCUGUUGUUGUUGAGUCAAUUAAAAUAUAUUGCAGAUGGCACCGAUAUGAACUGUAUACAAGUGCACUAUUCCUUUUUCUUAAGUCAAAAUUUUUAGCAGUGACAAUAUUUUGAAAUUCUUAAUUGGGAAUCCUGUGGGAUCGUGAAAUCUCUCCCUUCAAAAUCUAUACUGAUAACCAAAGUUAUUAAAUGAGAGGUUUAAUAAAUAAUAACUUUAUUUGCUCCAUAAAAUGUACUCUGAGGUUGAGGGAGGGCUUCUUAAUAUGCUAUUCUGAAAUUACGUGAUAAAUACAUAUUUUAUGGAAAGCAGAUGAUAAUGCAAUAUGUGUAGAACAUGAAUCCCACCCACAUAACCAUACUUUAAAAUACAACAUAACUGACCAUCAGAGGCAGAAGUUGAGAUUCGAACAAAGGAUGCACUGAAGAUAAAUAAUUAUCAAAAUAUGAUUUGGGGAGGAGAAUAAGAAUAUCAAAGGUUAUUCGCAAACAUGUUGCCUGCAAUCCUGAGCUCAUGAUUCUAUGUGUUGAUAGCUUAAAUUUGUUGCCUCAAGUAGAUAGCCCAUAACACCACACACCUUUAAACCUUUUGCAAACUACAGACAUAGGUAAUGAAAUAAUUAUCAGUCACCGGGGGUAGGGGGAGAUAAUAGACUUGUACAUUAUAUUGGCAUCGUAGUGUGUGUCUUUACUGGGAAGUAUCUGAAUUUCAAUGAUAGCUUAACUGUUUGGAUAGUGCAUCAAACCCACGUCCCAUCUGCCCUCCCUCCCUAUCCACUGUAAAGUUAUGCAAGCUCUUGCACUUGCAUUUGAUGUGGAAUAUAGAUGAAGCUGCUGAUUGCUGCUCCGCUUCUGUCCUUGAACGCUUUGCCAGCUUGCUGUGUUCAAUAAUUGUUUUUAGAUAAUUUUAGUACUUAUGAAUUUUACCUGAAACCAAAGUGGUCUCCAUUAGAAAUGUUUGUCCCAUUGCUUUAACUAUUUCUAGUUAAAUAUAUGUUAUUCAACAAGCAGUUACAAUAUUUCUUUAUCUACUGUGACCCUGUGGAUUUGGACUUGGAAGGCUGUCAGCAAUGAUGAGGAGUCUCCUCCCAAACCAAGCUUUUUCAUUUAUGUUCAUGUAUACAUGGACUGAUGCACAUGGUACAUGUCUGACAGAUGCAAACUGCGUGCCAAGUCACUUUUGCCAAAUGAAAACAGCAGACUGAUUUGCGAAUUAAUUGGUUGAAGAAAGAUCACUGUGUCAUACUCCAUCCUGUGUGCCAUAAUAAAAUACUAAAAAACCUAAA
This is a messenger RNA of Ochotona curzoniae (black-lipped pika), 3456 nucleotides long. It is a transcript of the gene NEFL, whose product is annotated as neurofilament light chain. Gene Ontology annotation, biological process: neurofilament bundle assembly. Lineage: Eukaryota; Metazoa; Chordata; Mammalia; Lagomorpha; Ochotonidae. Gene Ontology annotation, molecular function: structural constituent of postsynaptic intermediate filament cytoskeleton. Gene Ontology annotation, cellular component: cytoplasm; postsynaptic intermediate filament cytoskeleton; intermediate filament. The transcript has 4 exons. The record is from RefSeq and is a predicted model, not a curated record. Bases 98 to 1735 code for a protein of 545 amino acids.